AUGUCCUACCAAUACCCCGAGCAAGCACGGAACAUCGAUCGCUCCCUGCCGACCGAAAAUGACUGGCGGCAUUAUUGGGGUGGAUUAUUGCGACCCGCGGACAAACUGGACAUCGACGAUUGUUGGACUUGUUUUGCUAACGAGCUUUUCGAUGUAGUCACUACGGCGGCCACCCUCAAGGCCCAGGCUAUGGUCCCCCUCCCCCUGGCCCCGGCGGCUACCCUCAAGGCCCAGGCUAUGGUCCUCCUCCCCCCGGCCCCGGAUACCAAGGACAACCGCAAUACUACCAGCAGCAGCCGCAAUAUCCUCCUCAACAGGAUGCAAUACCCACAACAGGCCCCGCCUCCUCAGCAACAGCAGAAGUCUGGUGGUGGCUGCCUCAGCGCCUGUUUGGCUACUCUGUGUUGUUGCUUCGUUUGUGAGGAGGGCUGCGAGUGCUGCGCCGAUUGUGUCGAGUGCUGUGAGAUGUGCUAA
Messenger RNA from Penicillium odoratum, 474 nucleotides. RefSeq lists its product as uncharacterized. The record is from RefSeq and is a predicted model, not a curated record. NCBI's taxonomy places the organism in Eukaryota, Fungi, Ascomycota, Eurotiomycetes, Eurotiales, Aspergillaceae. The transcript has 4 exons. The coding region runs from base 1 to 474 and encodes 157 amino acids.